Messenger RNA from Anopheles maculipalpis, 2188 nucleotides. Its product is annotated as mucin-5AC-like. The record is from RefSeq and is a predicted model, not a curated record. Gene Ontology annotation, cellular component: synapse; membrane. Gene Ontology annotation, molecular function: guanyl-nucleotide exchange factor activity. The coding region runs from base 32 to 2074 and encodes 680 amino acids. The transcript has a single exon. Gene Ontology annotation, biological process: activation of GTPase activity; small GTPase-mediated signal transduction; positive regulation of axonogenesis. NCBI's taxonomy places the organism in Eukaryota, Metazoa, Arthropoda, Insecta, Diptera, Culicidae.
UUCUCCCAGUAGCGAUAAGAGUGUUGUAGAGAUGUUUGAACCGACGGCCGGCCCAAGCGCCACCGAAAAGCGACCGAACCAAACCGACCAAGCGGACAAUGCGAUGGAUAAGCAUCUCAAGAACCUCAAUCUUGACAGUCUGAUAGAGACGGACAUAGUAGAGUACAUGGAGAAUCUUAAGGAGAAGCAUCUGGAAAGUGUACAGACCGUGCAGGGUAGUAGUGACAGCACAGUUCCCUCACAACCGGGUAGUGUUACACCGGCAGUAGUUGCCUCACCGCCACCGAUAGCACGCUCACUUCCGACCACUGACACCACCACCGGUACCGUUACACAGACAUUACAGACCACAGCCACACAGCACCAUACGACCGUUACGUCUCCUCCCCAGAUUUCCUUCUCCUCUUCCCCGAAGAAAUCCCAAUCCGAUGCGCCCACCGCAUCCACCAGCCAGCAGGAGAUGCAAUCGUCCAGCUCCGGGUCGGGCAAAAGCGAUGACAGCUGCUCGGAGCAGACGGGCGAGAAACCGUCACCUACGGGCGUUACGAAGGAACGGCUUAGCUCGUCCGAGGGUGACGGUGGUUCGCAGCCCGAGCAGCGUUACACGCUGAGUGCAUCGUCAGCAAACUCUUCGCCCGAUGGUACGCUGAGCCCGAAGCUGGAGAAAACCAAAUCGCCCAAGCGCAUGAAAUCGGUGGAACGUGAAAAGAGCCCAAUACGUAUCAUCAAGAUCAAGUCGCCGAGAAAUAGCAUCGACAUCGAGCGGCACGUACGCAUCGAGAAGAGCCCGGAUAGGGCGAGGCGUGCCUCCAGCCCAAGUGCUGCUGGUGCUGGGGGCGCUACGGGUAAGAAAGCAUCCGAGGGUGGUAUACUGAAGAAGAAGCAACCGAACGGAGGCGGUAUCGUUGGUGGAAUUUUGAAGCGUUCCUCCAGCCCCUCGGUUGGCAGCAAACCGUCGGAAAGUUCGGAUAGUACCGCGUCCAAAACGGACGCCAACCUAUCCUCCGACUAUAAGCAAUAUCAAACGGCUACGGGCAAUCGGUGCUAUCUGUCGCUGUCCAGCGAAUAUCUCGGCGUCGAGAAGGACUAUCCACAUAUCUAUCAGAAUACACGCGAAGAGAAGGUGCGCCGUGCGAAGCGCAGUGCGUCCGUUGGCAGCGCGGAACGUAUGCGCUCGAUGGAGGGCUAUGAAUCUUCCUGCGGGUAUUCGCCAAAUACUAGCUUCGACGCUUCCUCGGUUGAGGGUAGCAAGAAGCGAUACAGCAUCUCCUCCGAACGGUCUAACAAUGACUACAGAAAAUCGUACAGCCGCUCCAGCUCACCGCUGAACGUGUACAGCCGCGAUGUGUCCCCGAGCCGUUGCUAUGCGCGCGGUCUCUCGCCACAAACUUCCCUGACCCGUGGGCUUUCCCUAUCUCCGCAAUCCUCCUUCAAAGGAAUCUCCCCCCAGAGCUCAUUCAGCCGAGGGCCUUCACCGCAGCGUGGAUAUAACAGUCGUGGACCAUCACCACAGCGCUCUGGUCACACGAGCCGUGGCGCUUCUCCAAUGCGUGGUGGCUACUAUCGCGGUAGUACCUCACCGCACAGCUACGGGCGUGGCUUAUCACCACAGCAAAGCUACAGUAGCCGUGGUCCUUCACCGACCCGUGCUGGAUAUCCUCGCGGACUGUCCCCCCAGCGUCGAGGAAGCCGCCAUUACUCACCGCCGAAAGAUCACCACCGGGGUGGAGUAUCCCCUCAGCGGUUCUACAGCCGCGUGCCUUCCCCCGAACGGCACUACGAACGACCCCGUGGUCCGAUGCCCAUCCCGAAAAGUCACAGUCGCGGUGCCUCACCACAGCGCACGUACCGGUUGACGCCUUCGAGGUCGAUCGAUAGCUCCUCGUUCCUAGAUUACGAUGAAAAUCCAAACCUUCAUUAUGCUCGCAUCGAGCACGAUCGGCGCGCCUACCAGCAGCAGCACCAGCAGCAACUGCAACAGCAACAUCAGCAUCACCUGCAACAGCAGCAGUACGCUUCCCAGCCGCACGCUUCUUGUAUGGAGUGUAUCAUGCAGGACAUGAAGCCUCCAUAGCAAAAAGCCCGCGCACGGCAAAGUCGUGCGCGGAAGAAAUCGUCCCGGGCCAGGCUGUACCAUCAGGCCAGCUUCGACAAGUCGCCAUCGUUCGAUCACGAUGAGAUUCACGUU